AUGAGCGGGGGUCGCUUUGACUUUGAUGAUGGCGGGGCGUACUGCGGGGGCUGGGAGGGGGGCAAGGCGCACGGGCAUGGCCUGUGCACGGGCCCCAAGGGCCAGGGUGAAUACUCGGGCUCCUGGAACUUUGGCUUUGAAGUGGCGGGUGUCUACACCUGGCCCAGCGGAAACACCUUCGAGGGAUACUGGAGCCAGGGCAAACGGCACGGGCUGGGCAUAGAGACCAAGGGACGCUGGCUCUACAAGGGCGAGUGGACACAUGGCUUCAAGGGACGCUACGGGACCCGGCAGAGCAGCAGCAGUGGUGCCAAGUAUGAGGGCACUUGGAACAACGGCCUGCAGGACGGCUAUGGCACCGAGACCUACGCGGAUGGAGGGACGUACCAAGGCCAGUUCACCAACGGCAUGCGCCACGGCUACGGCGUGCGCCAGAGCGUGCCCUACGGGAUGGCCGUGGUGGUGCGCUCGCCGCUUCGCACCUCGCUCUCGUCCCUGCGCAGCGAGCACAGCAACGGCACGCUGGCCCCGGACUCGCCCACCUCGCCGGCCGCCGACGGCCCCGCGCUGCCCGGGCCGGCCAUCCCGCGCGGCGGCUUCGCGCUCAGCCUGCUGGCCAACGCCGAGGCGGUGGCGCGGGCGGCCAAGGGCGGCGGCCUGUUCCAGCGGGGCGCGCUGCUGGGGAAGCUGCGCCGCGCCGAGUCGCGCACGUCCCUGGGCAGCCAGCGCAGCCGCGUCAGCUUCCUCAAGAGCGACCUCAGCUCGGGCGCCAGCGACGCCGCGUCCACCGGCAGCCUGGCCGAGGGCGCCGAUGAGGCCGCGCCCUUCGAGGCCGACAUCGACGCCACCACCACCGAGACCUACAUGGGCGAGUGGAAGAACGACAAGCGCUCGGGCUUCGGCGUGAGCGAGCGCUCCAGCGGCCUCCGCUACGAGGGCGAGUGGCUGGACAACCUGCGCCACGGCUACGGCUGCACCACGCUGCCCGACGGCCGCCGCGAGGAGGGCAAGUACCGCCACAACGUGCUGGUCAAGGGCACCAAGCGCCGCGUGCUGCCGCUCAAGAGCAGCAAGGUCCGCCAGAAAGUGGACCACAGCGUGGAGGGCGCCCAGCGGGCCGCCGCCAUCGCGCGCCAGAAGGCCGAGAUCGCCGCCUCCAGGACAAGCCACGCCAAGGCCAAAGCUGAGGCAGCAGAACAGGCUGCCCUGGCUGCCAACCAAGAGUCCAACAUUGCCCGCACUUUGGCCAGGGAGCUGGCUCCAGACUUCUACCAGCCAGGUCCGGAGUAUCAGAAGCGCCGGCUGCUCCAGGAGAUCCUGGAGAAUUCGGAGAGCCUGCUGGAUUCCCCCGACCGGGGCCCCAGCGCCCCGGGCCUCCCGGAACGGCUCCGCGAGAGCCCGGAGCUGCACGAACGGGAGACCCCGGCGCCCGAGGGUGGCCCCCCGUCGCCGGCCGGGACGCCGCCGCAGCCCAAGCGGCCCCGCCCGGCCGCGGCGUCCAAGGACGGCCUGCUGAGCCCGGGCGCCUGGAACGGUGAACCCGGCGGCGGCGGCGAGGGCAGCCGGCCGGUCACGCCGUCGGACGGCGCGGGUCGCCGCAGCCCCGCCCGGCCGGCCAGCGAACGCAUGGCCAUCGAGGCGCUGCAGGCGCCGCCCGCGCGGCCGGAGGAGCCGGAGGUGGCGCUGUACCAGGGCUACCACAGCUACGCCGUGCGCACCGCGCCAACCGCGCCGCCGCCCUUGGAGGACGAGCCCGAGGCCCCCGCCGCCGACUCCGCGCCCCCGUCCCCGGCCGCCGCCGCCGCGCCCGGGACGGCGCCCCCGCCCCGAAGCCCCGCGCAGGCGCCCGAGAGCCCCGCCAAGCUGGAGCCCAAGCCCAUCGUGCCCAAGGCCGAGCCCAAGGUCAGGGCCCGCAAGACGGAGGCUCGAGGGCUGACCAAGGCUGGGGCCAAGAAGAAGGCUCGGAAGGAGGCCGCGGUGGCGGCCGAGGUCGAGGUGGAGGAGGUCCCCAACACCGUCCUCAUCUGCAUGGUGAUCCUGCUGAACAUCGGCCUGGCCAUCCUCUUCGUUCACCUCCUGACCUGA
Molecule: messenger RNA, 2085 nt
Organism: Rangifer tarandus platyrhynchus (Svalbard reindeer)
Lineage: Eukaryota; Metazoa; Chordata; Mammalia; Artiodactyla; Cervidae
Source: the annotation of a GenBank genome assembly